UGAAAACAUAACUAAAUGAGACAUUUUUGUUGUCAACACAAAACUUUGAACUUACGUACACAAAUCGAAAUUUCACAGUUUCUGCAAAAUAAACAAAAACUGAUCAAGCCUGUUGAGACUUUGACAUGCAAUGUUAUGUAUAAACUAGCCACCAGGCGCAGCUUAUACAACGCAGCGGCACUUAAAGCAGAGCUCACCGGGUUGCAGCACCAUGGAGGCCACUUUGAUUUCAACCACAACUUGGAGUCGGCCAAGCGGAAUGCACAGAUUGUGAUCAUUGGCGGUGGACUGGCGGGCUUGUCAGCGGCAAAGCAUCUACUUGCAAAUGGAUUUCAUAGCACUCUCGUGCUGGAGGCUACGGAGCGUUAUGGCGGUCGCAUUAAUUCGAAGCGCUUCGGGGACACAUUCUGCGAGCUGGGCGCAAAAUGGGUCAACAUUAACGGCUCGCACGACUCCAUGUACGAGCUGUUACGCAAUGCCGAAGGCCUGACAAAGCAGCUGAAGCAGGCGACGCCCGUUCGAUAUGUGCACGCAGCGGGUCAAGGAGAACAGAGUAAGGUGCCCUCUGGCAUGGUUGAAUUGAUAGACCAGCUUUUUCGAGACUUGUGUCGCGGCUUCAAGGUGCGCGACAAGGUAAAGAGUGGGGGCGAUCUGCACUCGUUGGACAAUGUUAUGAGCUACUUUCAGUCGGAGAGCGACAAGCUUAUAAGCAGUUCUUUUAAGCAUCCCGACGAGCAGGCAAUGGCACGCGAGAUUUUUCAAUCGCUCUUCAAGGAUUUCAGCAGCAUACUGGGCUGCUGUCUGGAGUAUGUUAACAUCCAGCACAUUACUACCUGCCCACUGGAGCAGGAAACGAAUCCCAUUUAUGUGCCCACGGGCCUGGACAACAUCGUAAAUGCACUCACUCACGAUUUGGAAAAGCAUCAGCUACAAAUGGGUAAACCUGUUGGCAAGAUCCAAUGGAAGACGCCAACAGAAGCUCAAUUUGUGGGCUGCUUGGAUGGCAGUCUGUAUCAUGCCGAUCACAUCAUUAGUACGCUGCCUUUGGGCGUGCUCAAGAACUUUUCCGCAAUACUGUUUAAGCCGAUGCUCCCACUGGAUAAACUACAGGCCAUACAUAAUCUGGGCUUUGGCAAUCCAGUCAAAAUCUAUCUCUCCUACAAACGGCCCAUUAGUCGCUGGCUCAAGUCCAACCUUCGCCCAUUGAGUCCGCUGACGCAACCAAAUCCAAGCGCACCCAAUGAAGCGACCAACUCGAAUCCGAAGCGCAGCUGGACGCGACAGGUUGUGGAAAUAUCUCAACUGCCUAGUAGCCAGCACGUUCUAGAAAUACGAGUUGGUGGCGGCUACUACGACGAAAUUGAGAAGCUGCCCGAUGCGACGCUGCUAGAGCAGAUCACAAUGCUGUUGCGCCGGUGCCUGAGCAAUGAGCUAGUUCCCUAUCCGCAGGCCAUGUUACGCUCCAACUGGAACAGCUCCGCGUGCUUUCUGGGCGGCCGGCCCUACUUCUCCGUCAACAGCAGCGCCCGUGAUGUGCAAUGCUUGGCGGCGCCUCUGGGCGAUGCCGAGCCAACUCUGCUCUUUGCUGGCGAUGCGACUGCCCUGCAUGGCUUCGGCACGAUAGAUGGAGCGCGGUCCAGUGGAAUACGCGAGGCGCAGCGCAUAAUUGACUUUUAUCACAAGAAGCAUGGCGUAUAAUCUCACACUCGUAGUUAAAUGCUCGUUUAAAAAAAGGAUCCUAGUCAAAAUUCAUAGUUACAAAAGUAUUGGUUAAAUAGUAAUUAAUUAAGCACAUUUAUUA
Molecule: messenger RNA, 1801 nt
Organism: Drosophila novamexicana
Lineage: Eukaryota; Metazoa; Arthropoda; Insecta; Diptera; Drosophilidae
Product: protein anon-37Cs
Exons: 2
Coding region: 16-1698 (560 amino acids)
Molecular function (GO): polyamine oxidase activity
Source: RefSeq, a predicted model, not a curated record